This is a messenger RNA of Paramecium sonneborni, 416 nucleotides long. The record is from the annotation of a GenBank genome assembly. Lineage: Eukaryota; Ciliophora; Oligohymenophorea; Peniculida; Parameciidae.
AUUUGAAUUUACUUAUGUCUGAUUAAUUCGACUAGUUACAAGAGGGAAUAGUUCAAAAUGAAGUGCCUGAAUAGAGCGAAUAGGAGCCUUUUGAUUAAAUAGCUCCAAGAUAAAAUAAUGAGAAAAAACAAAAUUUUUAAAUUGAAGAAGAGGAUGAAUAAGAUUAAAAUCAACCGGUUAGUGCUAUAAAAGAGGUUGUGAAGCCUGAAGAGAAUAAAAAGAACGUAUCUUAGAUUAGCAACCCAUUAUAGCCCAUAAUGAUAAAUAAAGCAGAAACAAAGAGAAUAGUACAUCAGGCAGCAUUAGAAAGAAAGACAGAAGCAUUUGAAUAAACAAAAAGUUAUGAACUUCAUAGAUCUACAUAAAUUUAUUAACAUAGACAAUUAGUUGAUUCUGUUUGGGCAAGAUUGUANUGA